AGCGGAGCGGGCGGCGGGGGGGGGAGACAGGAGCCGCCCCCGGCCGGCCGGCCGGGCGCGGGGAGCGAGGAGCGAGGCGAGAGCCGGGCCGGGGGCGGCAUGCGGGCGGGCGAGUGCUGAGACGGGCGCCGCUGCCGGGAGGGCGGGCGCCGGGCGCGCCAUGCGGUGGCUGGCGGGGCUGCUGUGUCCGCUCUGCCUGCUCCUCGCCGGGUGCCGGCCGCUGCGCCUGCACCCCGCACAAGAGGCGCUGGUGCGGCAGCUGCCGUCCUACGAGAUCGUGGCGCCCGUGCGGGUGGACGAGCGCGGCGCGCCGCUGCCCCGCGCGCAGCCCUUCCGCAGGAGGAGGAGGAGUGCGGAGCCGCCGCCGGGCCCCGCCGCCCGCUACCACUUCCAGCUGGCCGCUUACGGACAGCUCUUCCGCCUCAACCUCAGCGCCGACGCGGGCUUCCUGGCGCCCGGCUUCGCCGUGCUGCACCGCGGCCGCCCCCCGCCCGCGCCGCCGCCGCCGCCGCCCGACCUGCGCCACUGCUUCUACCGCGGCACCGUCAACGCGCGGGACGCGCACGCCGCCGUGCUCAGCCUCUGCGGCGGCCUGAUGGGCACCUUUAAAGCACAUGAUGGUGAAUAUUUUUUAGAACCUCUGAUGAAAACAGAUGGAAGUGAACAUGAAGAUGAACAUAACAAACCACAUCUUAUAUACAGAAAUGAAGAAUUUAAAAAAGAUGUUUAUCAGAAAUUCCAUGAACCUUGUGAAGUUUCAGACAGACAGAUGGAGAAAAGUGCUUUACCAUUUCCAAACUAUAGCAGUUUAAAUGAAGAUUUAAAUGUUUUACAAAAGGCUCCAGUUUUAGAAUACACCUUUAAAAACCUUUCUAUAGAGCAUGGUAGAAGCAAUCCACAUUCCCGGAAAAAGCGUUUUCUUUCCUAUCCAAGAUAUGUAGAAGUGAUGGUUACAGCUGAUACCAAAAUGGUUCGCCACCACGGACAGAACUUACAGCAUUAUAUAUUAACACUUAUGUCAAUUGUUGCAGCAAUCUAUAAGGACUCAAGUAUUGGCAACCUCAUAAAUAUAAUUAUUGUAAAGUUAAUUGUAAUUCACAAUGAACAGGAAGGGCCAGCUAUCAGUUUUAAUGCUGCUACCACUCUUCGCAACUUUUGUUUAUGGCAGCAAACGCAGAAUGUUCUGGAUGAUACUCACCCGUCUCAUCAUGAUACUGCUGUCCUUAUCACUAGGGAAGAUAUCUGCAGAGCUAGAGAGAAGUGUGAUACUCUAGGUUUAGCAGAACUAGGUACAAUGUGUGAUCCACUGCGCAGCUGUUCUAUAAGUGAAGAAAAUGGAUUGAGUGCUGCAUUUACUAUAGCACAUGAACUUGGACACGUAUUUAAUGUGCCCCAUGAUGAUAGUUUUAAAUGUAAAGAAGCUGGAAUUAAACAUCAGUACCAUGUAAUGGCUCCAACAUUAAAUUACCACACAAGUCCAUGGACCUGGUCAAAAUGCAGUCAAAAAUAUAUCACCGAGUUUCUUGACACUGGUUAUGGAGAAUGCCUUCUUGACAAACCAAGUGGAAGAAUAUAUGAUCUUUCAUCUCAGCUGCCUGGGUCAAUGUAUGAUGUCAAUAAGCAGUGUGAACUUAUGUUUGGUCCUGGGUCACAAGUAUGCCCCUAUCUGAAGCAAUGCAAACGCUUAUGGUGUACAAGUGUUGAAGGAGUUCAUAAGGGCUGUCGUACUCAGCAUAUGCCAUUGGCUGAUGGAACCAACUGUGGUCCUGGAAUGCACUGUCGCCAUGGGAUCUGUGUAAACAAAGAAAUGGAAAUACGUCCUGUAGAUGGAGAAUGGGGACCAUGGGGACCUUAUAGUUCAUGUUCAAGAACCUGUGGAGGUGGAAUCAAAAGCACAACUAGAUUGUGUAAUCAACCAGAGCCAAAAAAUGGAGGGAAAUAUUGUGUGGGGCGCAGGAUGAAAUUUCGAUCAUGUAAUACUGAUUCUUGUCCAAGAGGAAAAAAUGGUUUUCGAGAGCAGCAAUGUUCUGACUUUGAUGGAAAACAUUUCAACAUCAAUGGUCUUACAUCAGCUGUGCGCUGGCUUCCAAAGUAUAGUGGCAUUUCUAUGAAAGAUCGCUGUAAACUCUAUUGCCGAGUUUCUGGAACGACUUCUUACUAUCAGCUGAAGGAUAGAGUUAUUGAUGGUACUCCCUGUGGGACUGAAACCAAUGAUAUAUGUGUUCAAGGUUUAUGCAGGCAAGCUGGCUGUGAUCAUGUUUUGAAUUCUAAGGCAGAGAGAGAUAAAUGUGGAAUUUGCGGUGGAGAUAACUCUUCAUGUAAGACUCUUGCAGGCACCUUCAACAGGGCUCAUUAUGGUUAUAAUGUGGUAGUAAAGAUUCCCAAGGGAGCAACGAACAUUGAUAUACGUCAGCACAGUUAUUCAGGAAAACCAGAAGAUGACAACUAUCUUGCAUUAUCUGAUAUUCAUGGGAAUUUUAUCCUAAAUGGAAAUUUUGUUGUAAGCCUGUCUAAAAAGGAAAUCAUUAUACAGGGAGCCAUACUUGAUUACAGUGGUUCAAACAGUACUGUAGAACGAAUUAACAGCACUGACCGCCUAGAAGAAGAGUUAAUUUUACAGGUUUUAUGUGUAGGAAAUUUAUACAGUCCUGAUGUGCAUUAUUCAUUCAGUAUCCCUGUAGAAGAGAGAAGUGAUCUAUUUACAUGGGAUCCAUACGGCCCCUGGCAAGACUGCAGCAAAAUGUGCCAAGGACUUCGCAAGAGAAAAGUAAUAUGUAUACAUAAAAGUGAACGACUGGUAGUGUCUGACCAAAGAUGUGAACAUAAACCUGCUCCACCACCAGUCACUGAAAAGUGUAAUACAGAAUGUGAACUAAGGUGGCAUGAUAUUGGCAAGAGUGAUUGUACAUCACACUGUGGUCCAGGAUAUCGCACUUUAGAUGUCCACUGUAUGAAAUACUCUGUUUCUAAAGGUCUUAGUGUUCCUGUCGAUGAUAAAUAUUGUGCUGACCAGCAGAAACCACCAGUCAGAGAACCCUGUCAUGGUGACUGUCUGUUAACAAGUUGGCACUACACAGAAUGGUCUGAGUGUUCCAAGAGCUGUGAGAGAGGUGUCAGAACCAGAGAUGCUUUUUGUAUGAACAACUUUGGUCAUCAUCUUGCUGAUAGAGAAUGCCAUGAGCUUCCAAGAAUUGUAACACAGAGCUGCAAUGAGUUCUUAUGCCCAAAUUGGGCUACUAAUGACUGGAGUGAGUGUCCUGUAACAUGUGGGAAGGGAAUGAGGCAUCGGCAGGUGUGGUGCCAAAUAAAAGAUGAAAAACUACAGGACAGUUUCUGUAAUCCAAACUCUAGACCAGAAUCAGUUAGACCAUGUGAACUCCCUGAAUGUGCAUCUUGGCAAGUGGGACCAUGGGGAUCAUGUGCUGUGACAUGUGGACAUGGAUACCAGAUGCGUGCAGUCAAGUGUGUUACUGGCAAUUACAGAGUUAUUUCAGAGGAUGAUAGGGAGUGCAGUGCUGCUACCCGUCCUAGAGAUAGCCAAGACUGUGAAAUGUCCCCUUGUCCAGAAACUGCAAAAUUAUGGACAACAUCACUUCCUGUCAUUCAAAUAGGCAAGGUGACUCAAUGGAGAUAUGGAUCAUGGACCCCAUGCUCUGCAUCAUGUGGAAAGGGUAGUCAGGCUCGCUAUGUAAGUUGUAGAGAUGCUCAUGGCGGAGUUGCUGAUGAAUCAUUUUGUGCACACUUACCGAGACCAGCUGAUAUUUCAAGCUGUUUUAGUCCAUGUGGAGACUGGCAAGUUGGAAAUUGGUCACCUUGUUCAGUUACGUGUGAUAGUGGAAUAGUAACAAGACAAGUUGUCUGCGUCCAUUACCAUCAACAAAUCAACGAGAAUUACUGUGAUCCUGAAGGCCGGCCUGCUCAUGAACAAGAGUGUAACAUGCCACCGUGCCUGCCAGUUUAUCGUCAGAUUCCUAAAACGAAUUACCAUCCAAGACAUUUUCCAGAACUUGAUUACCCUCCACUCCACAAGGGCCAUCAUCCACAAAAGAAUAUAAAUCAAUGGAGUCAUCCUUCUGUCAGUGGAUACCAGUGGAGAACAGGACCAUGGGGAACAUGCUCUAGUACUUGUGCACGUGGAUUCCACCAUCGGGUUGUAGUAUGUCAAGAUGAGGACGGACGAAGUGCUAGGUACUGUGAUGAGGCAACAAAACCACCAGAAUCGAGGCACUGUGAUUCUGGACCCUGCCCACUAUGGAACUAUGGGAACUGGGGAGAAUGUACUCAAACAUGUGGAGAUGGAAUAAAGACAAGACUAGUGAUUUGUCAACUUCCUAAUGGCCAAAUGUUGAGUGAUCAAAACUGUGAACUUCUAGACAAGCCACCACAUAUAGCACAAUGUAAUGUGCAUUCUUGUCCUGGUGAUGUUUCAUGGCAUCGGGGACCAUGGAAAUCGUGUUCUGUUUCCUGUGGAAAAGGUUUGAAGUACCGUGAUGUACAUUGUGUUAACAGCUUCCAAGUUAAAUUAGAGGAAGAAAACUGUAGACAUUUGAGGAAACCACGAACCCACAAAGUUUGUAGAACUGGUAGAUGUCCUGCAUGGAAGGCCAACAGGUGGAUGGAGUGCUCUGUGACCUGCGGGGAGGGAAUUCAACAAAGGGAGGUCUACUGUAGGCUGAAGGGCAGGGGUCAAGUGAAUGAAGCAAUGUGUAGCCAGGAUACACAGCCUCAUAGCAAGAGACACUGUUGGCUGCCAUCCUGCAUGCAGUACCAAUGGCUGGCAGAUAAAUGGCAAGAUUGCUCAACAUCAUGUAGAAAAAAAGAAACGCGUCGGAAGGUCAAGUGUGUGGAUGAAAACAAAAUUGAAGUGAAUGAAAGUUUCUGUGAUCCUAUCACAAAGCCUCCAUCAGCCAAGAAAUGUUUGCUUUCUCCCUGUAAUUAUAUUGUGAUUACCGGAGAGUUAUCACAGUGUUCGCCCAGCUGUGCACUUGAUUACCAGCAGAGGAUCACAUAUUGUGUUGGAAUCCAUGCUAUUCGGAAUAAUCGUGCCUUUGGUCUUCGACCUGUAGCAUAUCGAGAAUGCCCAGUAGUACCUUCCCAUCACAUUUAUAAAUGUGAUGUCAGGGGAUGUUCACACACAGCUACUUGGAAGGUGGGGAAAUGGAGCAAGUGCUCAGUGUUUUGUGGAGCGGGGAUAAAAGAAAGAAGAGUAGAAUGCAUGACUGAAAAUGGAUUAUCCAGUGACUUGUGUCUUUCACGUUUAAAACCAGCAUCCAGGAAGAUCUGUCAUGCAAAAGAAUGUGAAACUCUUGUCAGCUGCAAAGAUGUCCAAAUUAAGAAAAGAAUUAAAAAAGACGGUGAAUAUUUACUUAACAUAAAAGGAAGAAUGAUAAAGAUAUAUUGUUGGGGCAUGCAGUCAGAGAAUCCCAAAGAAUAUGUAACACUGGUUAAAGGUGAAGCAGACAACUUUUCUGAAGUAUAUGCAUACAGGUUACAAAAUCCAUAUGAGUGCCCUUUCAAUGGCAGCAGAAGGCAGGAUUGUGAGUGCAGAAAUGACUACCUUGCAGCUGGCUACACUGUUUUUCGCAAAAUAAGAGUUGACAUAAUCUCUUUGCAAAUUAAAACAACAGACCUUCUCUUUGCUCAGACUAUAUAUGGAAGAGCUGUUCCUUUUGCGACAGGUGGAGAUUGCUAUAGUGCUGCCAGAUGCCCACAGGGACAGUUCAGCAUUAAUUUGGCAGGUACUGGACUGAAACUAUCCAAUACAGCUAGAUGGAUUGCUCAGGGCAAUUAUGCAACUGUUGAUAUACACAGAUCCCAAGAUGGUACUAAAAUAUAUGGAAGAUGUGGAGGAUUCUGUGGAAAAUGUGUCCCUAAUGCAAGCAUUGGUCUCCAUCUUCAAAUACAGUAAAAACUGUGAUAUGGUCAAUGCAUCGAAAACAGGAAACUGUCUUUAAGGUGCAAAUUGUAGGUGCUAUAAUAUUUUCAGUUUUUCAUCUCUGUAAUGUUUAAUUAAUUCUAAGAAUUCUGUCAUGUUUUCAUCAGUGUUAAUAUCAGGGAUGCAUAUUAUUGUUUUAUCAUAUGUUUGUGAGCUAACAAGUACAUAAAUCACAAUCAUAAACCCCCAGGUUUUAACAAAGAGGAAUGAACUUAAUGUACAGUAUAUACAAACAAACAACUGAGGUUACUACUAUGGGUAACACCUUAAGCUGGACCGUAAUUGUAGUGCUGUACCUGCAACUAAUCAGUGCAAAUUUUUAUGAAGUGUUAAAUAAAAUACAUAUGCUGUACUGGUUGUGUCAAUCAACUAUAUUAAAAUGUAGAAAGGAAAACUUAUUGACAGAUUGGGACACAAACUAAUAAUUUCAACUACUUUCAGCUUUCAUGAAACCAGCUGGGCAUUAUGAUCUGCCAAAAAUUGACAUCAAAAGUGUACAAAAGCAAUAUACUUUCUUCUGAUACAGUUUGUAUAGAAUUUUAUGUUCUUAUGUCAUUGCAAACUUUUUAUUCUCUUCUUUAUUUUUGUGGUGCUAAAACAGUAGUAGUAGUUCUGGAAAGAGUUCUGUAGUCUCCAUAGAAAAUGUUUAACAUCAAGACACAGUUUUGUUGUGGGUACAAGAAAAUAAGGAAACACAUUUUUGGACAUCUUAUUUUAAAACCCUACCUCUCAGCCAAGUAUACUGUAAAAACAGUAUAUUGCUUGUCUUGUAUGAUUUUUGUAUGCAAUUUUAUAAAUACAUAUAUUUUCUUAAACUUUGUCCAUAUACUUAAGACGUUUUACUUAUAACUGGCCAAUGGUAUAUAAAUGAAAGCCAUAACUUGCUUUCCUUUCACACCCGGAAUUCCCAUUGACUUGAGUUUAUCAAUUUCAGAUAUCAUCUAGUUGUUUGAUUUGUUUUGUUUUUUUGGGUUUUUUUGUUUAGAAGAACUCCAAGUCUAGAAGCAGGGAAAAUAUGUGUAGUAUAAAGUUAUCCUGGUUCAGGGCAAAUUCUCAGGUAAUCAAAGUAAGAUUUUCUUUGGGCAUAACACAACACAAUGGGUGUGUCUACAUGUGUGCUUUAAUGUGCAUUAGCCUAUUUUAAUGCGCAUUAAAGCAUCACAAAGACCUGCUCUUUAGCUAAUGCCCAUUAAAAUAGGCUUAUGCGCAUUUUUCUAGUACCUCUCAAUGGAGACACUAGAUAUAAUGUGCAUUACCUAAAGCAAAUUAAUGAACCCGUAUAUACACCCACUAUGUACUAGAUAAUUGUAAGUAUUUUUCUUGGUAAUAUCUACUCUGUAAACCAAAUAUCAACUUACAUUUAUGUGUCAGUACCAUUGGUAGUCAUAUGGCAGCUAUAUCUUAAUUUACCAAGAAAAUGUAUCCAUGAAUCAGUAAUACAGAUAAAUUUAAAACUAUAUUGUAUCACAGAAAUUUAAGCAUUUACUUUUAGAUAACACAUAUAGGUAAUUAUUUUGUGAUCUCUGUAUCAGAAAAGUAUUUUUGCACUAUGUGCCUCAUAUUAGUUGUAAACAUUAAUAAGAAAUAUAUAACACUAUUUUCCUAGAAAUGUUUACAUUUAUUAAAAUCUUAUAAUUUAUCAAAUAUUUAUAUAAUAAAUAUGCUUGUGUGAUUGA
Molecule: messenger RNA, 7611 nt
Organism: Alligator mississippiensis (American alligator)
Lineage: Eukaryota; Metazoa; Chordata; Crocodylia; Alligatoridae
Gene: ADAMTS20
Product: ADAM metallopeptidase with thrombospondin type 1 motif 20
Exons: 39
Coding region: 161-5908 (1915 amino acids)
Biological process (GO): extracellular matrix organization; proteolysis
Cellular component (GO): extracellular matrix
Molecular function (GO): zinc ion binding; metalloendopeptidase activity
Source: RefSeq, a predicted model, not a curated record